Molecule: messenger RNA, 4225 nt
Organism: Symbiodinium necroappetens
Lineage: Eukaryota; Dinophyceae; Suessiales; Symbiodiniaceae
Source: the annotation of a GenBank genome assembly
GGGUGAAAGACAACCGGAGGGCAAUGGCAGCUCUGGUGGGAGCACCUACGAGGCAGUGCAGGAGGAGGUGAAGAGACAACUGCGAGGGGUCGUCUCGCAAUUGGAGGCUUCAAGAAGAGAGGCACAAGAUCUACGACAGGAAGUGGAGUUCUUGCGUGCUGAGCGAGAACAAAGUGGGCCCAGCAGACAACUGGAAGAUAUGACGAUGCCCGAGGGGCCUCCAGUGACGCUGGGAGGAUAUUUGGCCAACAAGCCGGCAGAGUCAGAGAAUGGUCCUGCAGCAAGUACCUUGGUGGAGCAAGCAAGCAAGGUCUACUAUGGGUACAGGGCCAAAUAUGCAGACACAACGGGCUACCUCUACGCCGAUGGGGUUGGGUACAAAGCAGAGUCAGCAUCUGGCGGCCGCGCCGUCAGAACAGGCUCAGAUCCAAUGUCGAGGCUGUUAGAGGGCCUUGAGAAGGUUAUCAAGGGUGGGAAGCCGGAGGAGCUAAGCAAAACGGUGGACUCACCCAAGCUGCCUGAAAUUUCAGAAUCGUCGUCAGUGGACUUCGGUGAUUGGUUGUACCUCAUAGAGCAUGUGAUGAGUGACCUUUCGACUUCCAGUGCAGAGCGGUGGGCGAGAUGGAGUCGCCUGGACCGGAGGGGUGCAACCAUUCCACUGGGGGCUGCCCCGGAGGACGUCAAGAAGGAGCUGGUGGCGACGAGGAUUGAAAGCCCGGACGCAGCAGCCACAGUGCAGGAGGCUAUUGAAGGGCUUAGGCAGUGGCUGAGGCAUGACCAAAGAGCCCGUGACUUGAAGCUGUCGGUUCCUGAUCCAUCAGUCACGCUUCGCGGCAUUGACCAGCUGGUGAAGAAACCCGUUCAGGACAACCCGGAGGUCGCGUUCCGUAUGAACUUGCUCCGCUACCACCUGAAGGUUGACUUCUCCCCGACAGAGGAGACGAUCCUGGCAGUGCAUCGUGCUUUGCUGGCUGAGUUUGAGCAGAUGGGGUUCAAGAAAAAGACAAGACAAGCUCAAGAAGGUUCCCACGGCCUCCAUACCAACGUCGCCUUCGUCUACGGGAAAAACGGCCAGGACCUGAGCAAGGCUGAGCGGCGAGAUCGAUGCUAUGAGUGUGGAGCAAAGGGCCACAUGGCUAUGGCGUGUCCGACGAAGAAGGAGUCGCUUACGACCUCUACCACAACGGCAACGCCAGCGACAGCUACGGAGGCUCCAGUACAGGGUGUGCCAGUGGAGCAGUUGAUCGAGGAUGCUCAGAAGCUGAUGAAGGCUUUCAUGGAGCAGAAGACGCAACCCGUGGUACAAACGCUACGGGUGGAUGAGGCAACCUAUCAGAGGGGCUGUGAGUCACCAGCGUUGCGAGAGUUCCUAAAGCAGAACGAGGAGUUGGUUCGCAUGAACCGCAUGGGAUUGCUGGACUCAGGCGCGACUCACCCAUUGCGAGGCCGGACAGAACGGGACCAAGCUGGGGCAAUGGACAAUGUCAAUGUGACCCUGGCUGGCGAGAACCGAGUGCAGAUGACGCAAAACAAGGCUGGCACGAUUAUUGCUCACCAAGAUGCGCAGCCGAUAGUACCUUUGGGAACACUGGUCAAGGCUCUGGGGUACGAGUUUGUUUGGGAUCAUCGUGGAUGCCGACUCCGACACCCGGACAAGAAAGAGGUGCGGGUGUACACACGGUCCGCAUGUCCAGAGGUCAUGCAGUGCGAUGCGUUGCGCCUCAUAGCGGAGCUGGAGGAGGCGAAGCUUGCAGAGACGAUGAGUUCGCUGGCACAACUGAAGGCAUCAGUGAUGGCGGCGAAGGAGUACAAGGAGAGGAGCUGGAGGGACCAUGUUCAGGACUAUGUUGCCUCGGGUGUGUACGAGUCGGGGGUCAAGGCGGUGAUGUGUGCGCCAUUCAUGCACCAUGUGCCGAUGAAGGACCAGCUGCAGACGAUCGUCCCGCUGCCAAAGGACGAGGGCGAGGCUUGGCAAUGGAUGAAAAGAUUCCCGAUGAACAGAGCUAAGCGAAGGAGGCUUUGGCAAACGGGGGAAUGGACGGUUCACCUGUUCUCGGGAGCUGGAGUGAAGAACGACCCUCUGCGUGAUCUUCCAGGCCUUGUUGAGAUAGACACGAAGAAGGGAUGGGACCUCAACGAUGACAAGAUCUACGGUGUGCUGCUUUGGAUGGCAAAGGAGAAGCGUGUGAGACAUGUCGUUGGAGGACCGCCUGCUGGGACGUUUUCUCCAUGGCAUUACAAGAGAGACCCAGACGGCCGCCAGAGAGCUCUGAGGUCCACGCACGAGCCUUGGGGACUACGUGAGGGGCUUAAUCCUGAUGAGAGCUCAAAGGUCCUUAAUGAGAAUGUCAUGCUUUGCAAGAUGGUGUGGUCGUGGCUGUGCGCGGAGGCUGCGCAUGGUGACCAGGAUGAAGGAGGCCAAUACCGCGUUGGUUUCUGUAUGGAGUACCCCGAGGAUCCUCACAACUACAUGCCAGAGGGCGAACACCGCAGCUCAUGUGUCUCAGUGUGGAGAACUGAAUUCAUGAAGGAGUUCAUCAAAGAGACUAACCUCAUCAAGCACCAGUUUGAGCAGGGUGCUUUGGGACACAUGUUUCGGAGGCCUACCUGUUGUUUGAGCAAUUUGGGUCUGGGAAUACAGGGACUCAAAGACCAGAGAGCCUACGUGGCGGCGGACAACAAAGACGCAGAUCAUUCAGUUUGGCCGCAUGGUUUUCGGAUCACUUUGGCGGACGCGAUUCAUGAGUGGAAAAAUGGUGAGAGCCCCAUAGUAGUCAAGAAGGCGAUGACGAAAAAGGAGCUGGAAGAGUGGAAGACAGACAAGGGAAAGGACGAGGUCAGGGGAAAGAAAUAUCGCUUUGUGCUUGCGGCGACCUACCUUUACCCAAAGAUGCGGGAUGUACCUGAGGACGCUCCGAUCCCGAAUGAGGAGGAGGCGGAGGAGUUCUUGAGGGAGGAGGAAGAAGAAGAGCCAGAAGCACACGAACUUCCUGAAGAUCCCGAGUGUGAGGCACAGGAGGAGGAAUGGAAGAAGAAAGUCGCGGACCUACGAAAGCCAAUCGAGUUGCAGAUGCUCAGGUUCUGCAUUCCGUUGGAAAGGCACACUGGCAAAGAGAUUCUCGAGUGCAUCCAGACGUUCACGGAGGGCUUGGCGCCUACACAAAAUGCGGUGGCAGAGAGUCAUGUGAAAUGGCUCAAAGGAGUUUUGGCCUUGUGCUAUGAAGCAUGCGGCACGAAGACUGCGGGUAUCAAGUUUGGUUCCGUUGUUUGGGUGAAGUCCAAGAAGGACCGAGGGCCGUUUGACCCAAGGUGGGAACGAGGCAGGUAUAUGGGACCAGCCGACGAUGUUCGUGAAGGACAUGUGGUUCGCUUGGAUGAUGGCCUAUGGCUUCGCACCUUGCAUAUGAGGACGGUGAGGGACGACGAGAUGGAAAUGGAGGAGGAAGAGCACAUCGUGGACCUCAUCGAGCCUACGAGGCGCAUGCGAGGAAAGACCAAGUUGAGUGACCCUGAGUUGCGGGCCAUUCGCAAGCAAGAAAGGGCUGCCUUGGUGAAGGAGUUGAUGGAGUCCAAAAUUUGGAAUUCACCUCAGGAGUUAAAGCAGGGGGGUGAGUUCAAGGGGAACUACUGCUCAAUGUGGGUGAAUGAGAGGGAAGUACCGGGCCAGAAGAUGAGCGUGGAAAUCCCAGCCAAGGUUCGUCCCGAUCGCCUACAUGCACCACUUCGAGGAGAUGACGGAGAUCGAAUUGUGGUGAUAGGCUACACAGUGAGCAAAUGGGAGAAAUUACAUCAGUUUCAGUGUGAUGAUCUAGAGGAGCUGGGUUUUGUCCUACCGGAACGUGAACCAGUGGUGAAGAUGAUGAAUGCCGAUGGGAGGAGAAGGCCGCCUACGCCACCAAUUCCGGAGGAGAACUCGGGAGCCAUUGGUCCACCAACUGGGACCACAGCAGCUCCGCCGACCGGAGCUACGAACACAGUGAUGACCUCAGGGGCGAGUUUCUUGGGGCCAGGAUCGUCAAGCGAGUCGACCUUGCCAAGGCCGGUGUCAGAGGAUCACAUGGAAGUGAGCUCAGGCACUCCAGCACCUCAUACACUACAAUCUUCUUCGUCGGGGUCAAGGUCGGGGCAAAGGGAGCAUCUUCCUGAAAUGGGCGGGGAGCGCUUGGACAGCAUGGUGGUUCCAGGAGGUCGUGUGGAGCUUCGGCUAAAAUGGGCCAUCAAGUGA